Syngnathus typhle (broad-nosed pipefish) is the source of this 1830-nucleotide messenger RNA. Its product is annotated as transmembrane protein 106B-like. The record is from RefSeq and is a predicted model, not a curated record. Lineage: Eukaryota; Metazoa; Chordata; Actinopteri; Syngnathiformes; Syngnathidae. The coding region runs from base 152 to 934 and encodes 260 amino acids. The transcript has 9 exons.
UCGUCCUCCUUGUGCAGGCGCUCGCGCAUGCGCAUGGCCGUUUCGUGCUUAGUAAACAAAUCACAAAGCUACUGACGCAUAGAGCCUUCAUUAACAAAGGGUUCGUUCCGUUUCCAUUGGUACCGACUAAACACUAUCAUCAGGUGCAACCAUGGGGAAGUGGCUGAAACCGACUAUGUAUCACGAGGAUGGCCUCACCUCUCGCCUCAAAGAUAGUCCAACAGAAGAUGGCAAGGGUGGGGAUGUUUCCCAGUUUCCAUAUGUGGAGUUUACAGGACGAGACAGCGUGACUUGUCCUACAUGUCAGGGCACUGGAAGGAUCCCAAGAGGGCAGGAAAAUCAACUUGUGGCAUUAAUUCCAUACAGCGACCAAAGACUUCGCCCUCGCAGGACGAAGUUGUAUGUAACGGCAUCCGUUGUCGUCUGCCUGCUGCUAUCCAGCCUGGCUGUCUUUUUCCUCUUCCCUCGAUCCGUCGACGUGGCAUACGUCGGGGUCAAGUCGGUUUACGUUAGCUACGACAAAGAGAAGCACAGCGUCUAUCUGAACAUCACGAACACUUUGAACAUCACCAACAACAACUACUACUCCGUGGAGGUGGCCAACAUCACAGCUCAGGUGGAGUUUGUCAACACAGUGAUUGGGAAAUCUCGUAUCAUUAACACCACCGCCAUCGGCCCUCUCGACAUGAAGCAGAUUGACUAUGUGGUCCCCACUGUCAUUGCAGAUGAGAUGAGCUACAUGUAUGAGUACUGUACUCUGCAGUCUCUCAAGGUUCACAACAUAGUCUUCAUGAUGCAAGUGACGGUCACCACCACAUACUUCAGCCACGCCGAGCAAGUGUCACAGGAGAUGUACCAGUAUGUGGACUGUGGGGGGAACACCACUUCCAACAGCGGAAUGAGCAAGCCCUUUAGCAUCCCGCAUCCCGAGUAACAAGCCGCCGCCGCCACCGCCGCCGCCACUUGAAGCAUACGUAUCUCUUGGCCACUUUUCUUCCUCACCCUCACAUCACACUUUUGCAACGAAAGAGAAUUCACACUCUUCUUGUCAAAAGGUGAACAAUGUCUCUUGUGAAGAAAUUCAUUACGACUUUGAAUGAUAGCGGCGGCGUAUUGCCCCGCGAUCCAUCCACUCGUGCCAGCUCACGUUUUUCGCCACAGAAGAUAGAUGGAUGGAUGGAGGGAGGGAGGGAUGGCUUUACCUGCUGAGCUGGACAUGGAGGAGAAAACGAGAACCUGAUGAAGCUUCGAUGUAUCGUAACACUCAUGCACUUUCACCAGAUUGCACUCGGUGUCAAGAUCAUUUCUUCAGAACCUUUUGUUGGAAGCAUUCCAUUCUGAAGAAAGUAAUGAUAAUAAUAAUAAGAUGACAACCAUAGUGUUUCUUUGACGCCACUUUCAUCACUGGACAUUGUACAACACAAUUUCAGUAUCUACUGUGUAUCUACAUUUGGAGCCUUCUCAAUCAUGUUUGGUUACCGUGGUCGUUUUGCGGUGGCUUUAUUUUUCACAAUGAUUUCACUAGUGCAUUUUGCGUUAAAUGAUUUCACUACUUCAGCCCAGUGUAAAUCGUCUUCUGACCUACUUUAUUGUAAAGAGGAUUUUUUGGGGGGCUAAAGAACGCAAUGUAACCAGCGCAUCUUAUUCAUUCAAAUCAUUUCAUAUUGUAUUUUUUGCUCAUUCAUUUGUAAUCAUUUACUUUGUACACUAAAAACGGCAGUCCUAAUAACACUUGAGAUUUUCAUUGCUAAACAUUUGAUAUAUAGACCAUGUACACAUAUUUAUUUCAAGAGCAUUUUUUCAGUUGUUAAAUAAAUGACGUUACACAAA